GUAUUUUGUGCUGCUCGUGCUUAUGCAGAUCUGAACUCUUACCACUCUCUACCUCUUCAAGAGAGAUUACAGAUACAGAAACCGAGAGAGAGAGACAGAGAGGGAGAGAGGGCCAGAGGCAGUCUGUGAGUGAGUAGUGAGAGAGUGCUGCUAGCAGUACUGCCUUUUAGCAAGCCCGCUUGUUAUAUUUCAAACCCUACUGAUUCCCAAGCGAGAGAGAAAAGGGAUACCUCAAGCCUUCACAAUCCUCUCUUUCUUGCUUGUUUCUGUAUUUUCUUUCCUAGAAGUACAAACCCAAGAAGCAAUGGAUCCUUUUGAAGCCACAAACGUAGUAUUCUCAAAGAUAAAAUUUUUGGAGCCGGAGAAUGCCUCAAAGAUCAUGGGGUACCUUCUGAUACAGGACCUUGGAGAGAACGACUUGAUACGCUUGGCCCUUGGGUCUGAGACAUAUCUGCAGGCACUCAUCUUCAAAGCCAAAACCCAGUUGGGUCUUCCCUCGAAUAUUAUUUCUACACCCUCUACACCUUCCUCCCCCUCCCCUCUCAAUCCCAUAGCCAGACCAACCAACGCCAACCCUUUUUCACACUCCUCACCUAGACUCCCCAAUGGCUUUGACUUUCAUAAAAACCCAUCUACUGCCUCCUCAAAUUCUUGGCUACUUUCUGGGUUCUCAAACAAACCCAUUAGCCCAAAGUCAAGUCCUUUGCUAACCUACGAUAAUAUCCGCGCCGGGUCGCUUGCUUCACGUUCAUUUCCAUAUAGCAAGAAUGGCUUUGAGAACGGUGGUGGCACUAACACUGACCUCAUUGACGAGCACCACCUCAACGAGUACCUCUCCUUCCUCAACGACUCUUCGUCUUCAUCCAGGACCGAAGAUUUGCUCGAUCCAGGAUUCGAAUUUGGUCAUGAAGUACACAAUUGGGCACAUUCUGCCAAUCAUGGAGAAGCCCAUCUUCACAGACGGAGCUAUUCGGCGAGCGAAGCUUGUUUCGCGUCAGAAGAACCUGGUUUGGAAUCUGGGUACAAGCCCUGCCUUUACUUUGCCAGAGGGUUUUGCAAAAAUGGCAGCAAUUGCAAGUUUGUGCACGGCGGGUUUGUUGAUUCGGUUGAUAGUCCUUCUGGUCUCAUUGUGGGUUCCCCGAGUAAGUUCGAGGAGUUGGAACUGCACGAGGAGAUGAUGAGAUUCAAGGCUGCGCAGCAGCAAAGAUUGGCUGCGCAGCAGUUCAUGGCUGGAGUAUCACCGUCACAGUCAGCGUACAACAAGUACAUGAAUUUUCUCUUGCAGCAGCAGACUGAACCCCAGAGAGCGGUGGCAGCUCCGACAGCAUUUAUGAUGGGGGAAGAUUUUUUCAAGUUUGGCCGCUGCCGGCCAGAGAGGAAUGACCUUUUGGCAAUGGCAUCUACGGAAAAGUUGAAUUCGGCUUCGAGGCAGAUCUACUUGACCUUUCCAGCGGACAGCACUUUUAAAGACGAAGAUGUUUCCGAGUACUUCAGCAAUUUUGGACCAGUCCAAGAUGUGAGGAUUCCAUACCAGCAGAAGCGAAUGUUUGGGUUUGUUACAUUUAUCUACUCAGAAACUGUGAAACUCAUUUUGGCCAAAGGGAAUCCUCAUUUUAUAUGUGAUUCACGUGUGCUCGUCAAGCCCUACAAGGAGAAGGGAAAAUUUCCAGACAAAAGGCAACAACAGCAACUGGAGAGGGGAGAGUUUUCACCUUGUUCGAGUCCCUCUGGGCUUGACUCGAGAGAAUCCUAUGAUCUGCCCCAUGCACCUAGAAUGUUUUAUAAUACGCAAGAAAUGAUAUUGAGGAGAAAAUUAGAGGAGCAGACUGAACUACAGCAAGCAAUUGAACUUCAAGGAAGAAGACUGAUAAAUUUGCAGCUUCCGGACUUGGAUGAACGUAUACACCACCACCAGCGCAGUCUGUCUGUUGGUUCUCCUGUUCUCUUAACUGCUCAGCGUCAUGCUAAUGUCAAUCAAAGUGUCAUCCUCCCGUCUGUUGGAACCAAACAAGAUGUUGCACAAGGUCACAGUGACAAUUCGGCUGCAGCUGCCGAGCAUCUGCUUCUGCAGGAAGUGAAUCCAGCUUGUAUUCACAAUAAUCACAGUGCCAAAAGCAAGGAGGACAUCUUCCAUGCUGAAGAGUUUGAUCUCCAGAAAAGUGUAGAGCAGGUACUUCCCGAUAGCCUUUUGCCUUCUCCUACCAAAUCAGUAGGGGAUAAUCUCUCUGACAUUUCUGCUGCUGUGUUGGAGGUUAAUGAGAGCUCCGCAUUCUCCACUACUCAAUAUUCUUCUGGAAAAGAUUUAUCACUCAGCAAUUUACCUAAUGACAAAGCUUCCAAAUAAUAUCUAAAUGCCAAGGCUUUGUGAUAAACGUGAGCAUGGCAGAACGGACUGACUUUCGGAAAUCAUAGAGAAGCUUAUAAAAGGGAGAAAAAUCCUUAAAAAAGUAUAGGAGAUUAUACCUACAUCAAAGGGUAGAUCCAUAGAGAAGAUAUGAACGAGUACAUCACCAUCAUCGGCAAUACAUACUACUACUAACAGCAAAUACAUAUUCCAUACAUCAGGACAGAUGAUUCUGAGUAGAGAAGGGUGUUUCUCUUCUACCAACGUAACGUGACUGUAUGUGUUUCUGUACCACACUGACUGGAGCAGUACAAAGGAUUGGAACUUCUAUCACACUGUCAGCUACGCAUUUUCUUUCUUUUUACCAUAUUUAUGUUGGGAGAUGUUGUUCAGUAGAAUUGGACUUUAUGCCAGAGGAUUAGACAAAUAUGUACAGGCUACUUUGUUAGCAAACAAAGGAAGUUUAGAGGAAAAAGACUUCCCAUCCACGCUUAUAUUUUUAAUUUUCCCUUUCUGAGCAGUAGAUAAUCGAACUGGUAGAACACGACAAAUAAGAGUAAAAAGGAAUAUUUUACUAUCCGUUUAAAAUUCA
Carya illinoinensis is the source of this 2936-nucleotide messenger RNA. Its product is annotated as zinc finger CCCH domain-containing protein 55-like. NCBI's taxonomy places the organism in Eukaryota, Viridiplantae, Streptophyta, Magnoliopsida, Fagales, Juglandaceae. The transcript is spliced from 9 exons. Gene Ontology annotation, molecular function: metal ion binding; RNA binding. The coding region runs from base 305 to 2344 and encodes 679 amino acids. The record is from RefSeq and is a predicted model, not a curated record.